AUGAUGCUCUCUGUACCGAGAGUUCGGGCUACCCUUGCCAUCGGUGCCUUGUGGAUUCACUCAUGUGCAGCCUUCUAUCUCCCCGGUGUUGCACCACACGAUUACACCAUAGAGGAUCCUGUUCCACUCACAGUCAACUCGCUCACCCAAAUGUCCAACCAACAAGUCAAAUCCGUCAUCUCGUACGAUUACUAUGAUGAGCGCUUCCACUUUUGCAAACCAGAAGGAGGCCCAGAGAAACAAUCCGAAAGUUUGGGUAGUAUCUUGUUUGGUGAUCGCAUCUUUUCUUCUCCUUUUGAGCUUCGCAUGGGCAGAGACCAAACUUGCGAGUUAUUAUGUGAGACCGAGCCCAUUCCCACUGAAGAUGCCAAGUUUAUCAACCAAUGCAUCACCGAUGGCUAUGCUAUGAACUGGGUCAUCGAUGGUUUGCCAGCUGCACACGAAGAUCGCGACGAGCAUACUCAAGAAUUGUAUUACAACAUUGGAUUCAGCCUUGGCUACACCAACAAUGGUCAACCAGCACUCAACAAUCAUUACAAGAUCAGCAUCUAUUAUCAUGAUCGACCUGAUGGCAAACGUCGUGUCGUUGGUGUCGUCGUUCACCCUAUCAGCAAAGACACAAAACUUGAUGCUCAAGGCAAGCCCGACUGCAGUCCCGAAAACUUGGCAUUCUAUCUCAAGGAAGAUGGCAAGUCAAAGGUUGUUUACACUUAUGAUGUUGAAUGGUUGCCUUCGGAAACUGCAUGGGCCACCCGCUGGGACAUGUAUCUUCAUAUCCUUGAUCCUUCGAUUCAUUGGUUCUCCCUUGUCAACUCGAUUGUGAUUGUACUAUUCUUGACUGGUAUGGUGGCAAUGAUCUUGUUGCGCGCAUUGCAUAAGGAUAUUUCACGCUACAACUCGAUUGAGGCACAAGAGGAUGUCCAAGAAGAUUACGGAUGGAAAUUGAUUCAUGGUGAUGUCUUCCGAGCUCCUCCUCGACCUAUGCUCUUGUCAGUCCUUGUUGGCAGUGGUACCCAACUUAUUGCCAUGACAGCCUUGACCCUUGUAUUUGCUGUGCUUGGUUUCCUUUCUCCCUCCAACCGUGGCUCGCUUGCAACCGUGAUGAUCAUUUUCUUUAUGGUGUUUGCAUGCAUUUCUGGUUAUGUGUCGGCUCGUAUCUAUAAGAUGAAUGGUGGUGAGGCCUGGAAGCUUAACGUCUUUAUGACAGCUGUGUUAUUCCCAGGAGCGAUCCUCGGCUCAUUGUUUGCACUCAACUUUUUCUUGAUUGCAUCUCACUCCUCAGGCGCUGUACCAUUUGGCACUAUGGUGGCUGUCUUGGCACUUUACAUGAUCAUUUCUUUCCCAUUGAGCGUGGCCGGUUCCUACUUUGGUUUCCGCAAACCUCGCAUUGAGCAACCCGUGCGCACAAAUCAAAUCCCACGUCAAAUCCCUGAUCAGCCAUUCUAUUUGCAACCUAUUCCUUCGAUUUUGAUGGGUGGCAUUCUUCCAUUUGGUGCAAUCUUUAUCGAGCUUUAUUUCGUCAUGAACAGCAUUUGGUUCCACCGCAUCUAUUAUGGUAUCGGCUUUUUAUUCCUCGUCUUUUCGGUGUUGCUCUUGACUUGCUCCCAAGUCACCAUCUUGAUGUGCUACUUCCACCUCUGCAACGAGGACUAUCACUGGUCUUGGCGCUCCUUCCUUACAGCUGGCGCUUGUGGUCUUUACGUCUUUUUGUAUUCCAUCCUGUACUACUUUACUAAGCUCGAGAUCGACGAUUUCAUCAGCACCGUGCUGUAUGCUGGCUACUCGGGUAUCAUUAGUGUCAUGGUUUCCGUUUUGACAGGCUCGGUUGGUUAUCUUGCAUGUUUGUUCUUUUUACGCAAGAUCUUCUCAAGCAUCAAAGUAGACUAA
Messenger RNA from Lichtheimia ornata, 1887 nucleotides. RefSeq lists its product as uncharacterized. The record is from RefSeq and is a predicted model, not a curated record. Gene Ontology annotation, cellular component: membrane. NCBI's taxonomy places the organism in Eukaryota, Fungi, Mucoromycota, Mucoromycetes, Mucorales, Lichtheimiaceae. The coding region runs from base 1 to 1887 and encodes 628 amino acids. Gene Ontology annotation, biological process: vacuolar transport; protein localization to membrane. The transcript is spliced from 7 exons.